AGAAUGCACGGGGAGCUCUGGUUACUUGGAGAUGGCGGACUGGGCAGGCUGGGGGGCAGCUGCUGAACACGGCUGAGAUGCAUACGGUCCUGGGAGGCGGUGCCCAUGGACUGAAUGCUGAUGGGUCAUCUGGAGGCCAGGCGGACAGAAGAUGCAAGCCCCCGAAAGAUCAUGUACCAGGAGCUAGGGGGGGCUCGCAGAAGGGAGCCACCACCAACAGAGUCCCCAGGGAGGACGGCAAAGCACAGGAGAUGCUGCAGCGGCUGCAGCUGCAGAUGUCCACCUUCCGAGGGACGUUCAGGAGCCACGCAGCUCGGUGCUCCGCGGCCCACAGCGAGCUCCAGAGGCAGGUGGACGCUCUGACAAAGCAGAACCUGGAGCUCCGAGACGAGCUGAGGGCUUCGGGGGUGCCGCUCCUGGAGGCCAAGAGGAGGUCCACAGUGUCCCUGCCCACGAGCCUGGGUCCAGACCCUCUGGGGUCCGUGUCCACGUUUGGAAACAUCUCGCCUCUGUUAGCCGAUGAAGAGACCAGGGCAGAGUCCGCCAGCUGCGAGAGCCACAGUGCUCCCCUGCAGCAACGCCUGCCGUCCACUCCUGUGGUGCCCAGUACCCCUGUCCUGCAGCAAAGACUGACAUCUACACCAGUCACCUCUCCCAAGCCAAUAAGCAUAAAACUAGGAAGAACCAACCCAGAGAAAACAGCAACACAGGAAGACAGACCCAGAGCUCCUCACGGGAGUCUGCAAGACAGGACUGCCGCUGGUCCCCUGGAAGAGGCACCCUGGCAGGAUAUGCACCACCUUCUGCAAAAAUCCAGGGGCAGGAAGUUACCAGCGCCGGCCUCUGCUGUCGGGUUCCAGGGCCCCAAGGCGGUGGCCGGAGAGGACCAGGAAGUGCCCUUGCACACUGCAGAUACUCCGGAAGUUGGGCUCCUCAUCGCGGGCCACACUGGCGGCCUCCCUCAUCCUUGCCCUUUCAUCCAGGGGCCACAGGGUCUUCCUGAAAAGCCAGCACCUUUUGGAGAAGCAGCACGCCCCACGGACACCACGAGAGGAGAGGAGCAAGUGGAGGAGAAGCAGUACCCGGACGGCAAGGUGGAACAGACACUCAGUGAUGGCCGCACAAUCGUCACCUUCCCCAACGGCACCAAGAAGGAGAUCAGCGCAGACAGGAAGACCAUCACCACCAGGUUUUACAAUGGUGACGUGAAGAAGGUGAAGCCAGACCAGACAGUGAUCUAUUACUACGCGGAAGCUCAGACGACACACACCACCUACCCCAACGGCGUGGAAGUUGUGCAGUUUCCCAACAAGCAGACAGAAAAAUUCCACCCUGAUGGCUCCAAGGAGACCGUGUUUCCCGACGGGACAGUGACGCAGCUCAAGGGCGGGCGUGAGGAGAUUGUGUUUCCAGAUGGGACAGUGGUCAUCGUGAAAAGGAACGGCGACAAAACCAUCCUGUUCAGCAACGGGCAGAAAGAAAUCCACACGGCCCAGUUCAAGAGGAGGGAGUUCCCCGAUGGCACCGUCAAGACCGUGUACUGCAAUGGCUGCCAGGAAACCAAGUACGCCACGGGGAGGGUCAAGGUCAAGGAUGAGACUGGGAGCGUCAUCCUGGAUGGGAAGUGGAGCCACCCACAGACCCACCGCUGAUGCCCGGAAGACACAAAAGCAAUUGCUAUUCAACCAAUUUUUACCCUAACAUGUAGAAUUCCACCCCAAAACAAGAAAGAAAUAAUUUCUUGAAAAUCUCAUCAUAAGA
Messenger RNA from Ictidomys tridecemlineatus (thirteen-lined ground squirrel), 1761 nucleotides. NCBI's taxonomy places the organism in Eukaryota, Metazoa, Chordata, Mammalia, Rodentia, Sciuridae. The record is from RefSeq and is a predicted model, not a curated record.